AUGAUCACACACGUCCUGACAUGGGCGGCGGCUCUGGCUUCCCUUACAUACAUCGCUCUCAUAUUUCCUAGGCUUCAACAAGAGUGGAAGCUAUAUUCACAUCGCUCUCAACUCCCGCCCGGACCAAAGGUCAUCAAGACCGGCAUCCGCAAGCCAUGGCUCUGGUUCCAAGAACUAAGCAAGCAAUAUGGCGAUGUUGUCUACCUCCAACUCGGUCCCACACCAACCAUCAUCUUGGGUUCCGCCCAAGCAGCCUGGGACCUUCUCGAGAAGAAGGGUGCCAUCUUCUCUUCCCGCCCGCGCUUCAUCAUGGGAGGCGAGCUGCUUUCCGGGGGUAUGAGGGGGCUGAUGGCGCCGUACUCGUCCUACUGGAGGCGCUGGAGAAAGCUUCUUCACAGCGGCUUCAUGCAGAGACAGAGCGAGACAUACCGACCGAUUCAGAGUCUCGAAUCAAAGGUCCUGAUGCAUGAGUUGCUCGUGGAUCCGAUCAACUUCAGGAGACACCUUGAGAGAUAUGCCGCUUCUGUGAUUGUGACCGUCACAUAUGGCAGGAGGGUUGAGGACGUGACGACAGAUAUUGUGGUGCAGCGCAACGCUGAAUCCAUGGGACGUUUGACUUCCGUUAACAUCCCCGGCAAGUUCGCAGUCGAGCGCUACCCAGCACUCAAGUACUUACCCACGUUCCUCGCCUCGUGGAAAGCUGAGGUCCUGAAGCAAAGACAGAAAGACAUUCAGCUCUACACCGAACUCAUGGAUGAGGUUCGGGAAAAGGUUUCGAGAGGUGUUGCGCCAGAAUGCUUCGCCAGACACCUCCUGGAAGAGCAAGCAAGUCUGGGUGUGUCGGACUUGGAGAUUGCAUAUACUGCCGGGUCACCCUUUGGCGCAGGUGUCGAGACUUCCGCUGGAUCUCUGGCCAGUUUCCUCCUAGCAUGCGUGAAAUUUGGACCCCGCUUCAUCCCUCAAGCCCAAGAGGAGCUUGACAGGGUUGUGGGAAAGGACCGUCUGCCAGUGUUUGAAGAUAUGGAGAACCUUCAGUACAUCCGGGCCAUCGCCUCGGAGACGCUGAGAUGGAGACCGGUAGCGGUCCUCGGCGGUACACCUCACGCCAGCACCGCCGACUAUGUGUACAAGGGCAUGUUUAUCCCGAAGGACAGCACAAUCAUCGCCCCUCUUUGGAGUCUCCACCUAAAUGAGUCGGACUUCCCGCAGCCUCACGAGUUCGUCCCGGAUAGAUUCCUGGAGCACCGCGAUUAUCCGGGGUCCUUCGGCCACAGCGCUUUUGGCUGGGGCCGCCGGAUCUGUCCAGGCAUGCAUCUUGGCUCUGCUUCUGUGGCUAUCAACAUUGCACGUAUUCUCUGGGGAUUCGAUGUGAGACCCGUAAAAGAUGAAAGAGGGCGCGACGUUGACGUUGAUAUCUUCGCCUACUCUGAUGGGUUCAACUCGAGCCCCUUGCCAUUUCCUUGCUCCAUCACACCUCGGUCACCACACCAUGCUGAGAUCAUCGAAAGAGAACAUGAGGAUGCACUGAAAGCAUUAGUAACGUAUACAUCUGUCGUCAGUAAGAUAUCAUGA
Messenger RNA from Colletotrichum gloeosporioides, 1572 nucleotides. RefSeq names its product Multifunctional cytochrome P450 monooxygenase. Lineage: Eukaryota; Fungi; Ascomycota; Sordariomycetes; Glomerellales; Glomerellaceae. The coding region runs from base 1 to 1572 and encodes 523 amino acids. Gene Ontology annotation, molecular function: oxidoreductase activity, acting on paired donors, with incorporation or reduction of molecular oxygen; heme binding; iron ion binding. The record is from RefSeq and is a predicted model, not a curated record. The transcript has 6 exons.